Pistacia vera is the source of this 2041-nucleotide messenger RNA. Its product is annotated as acyl-coenzyme A thioesterase 9, mitochondrial-like. The record is from RefSeq and is a predicted model, not a curated record. Lineage: Eukaryota; Viridiplantae; Streptophyta; Magnoliopsida; Sapindales; Anacardiaceae. Gene Ontology annotation, biological process: acyl-CoA metabolic process. Gene Ontology annotation, molecular function: fatty acyl-CoA hydrolase activity. The transcript is spliced from 5 exons. The coding region runs from base 224 to 1882 and encodes 552 amino acids.
CUUUACCCAUCUUGAAGGAAACCCACAAGAAUCCCCAAAUCAAUCAAUGAAUCUUGUCAAAGUGACUAAUCUGGCGACCAAAUCUACCCCCUACAAUCAUGGAACCAAAUCAAACCAAACCAGUUAAAACUGAAGCAGAUUCACAGUAUCUCAUAUGUUUCAUAAACUAAACUUCAAACCCUUUCUUCACCAUCUUCAUCUUCCCUUCACUUCUCUCUAAACCAUGAUGAAACCCCUCACAAAACCACUUCCCCACCAUUGGUUCAGACUCACCACAACCAUUUCAAGAUUCAACCAAUCACCUCUUCAGUCAAAACAGCCAAACCCCACAUUCAAUUCAUUGUCAUCUUCCGAUUUUGUCACCACCCACUUGUGUAUUUCAUCAAAAGAAUCAAAACUCAAUGGAGCAAGAUCAGUCUCAUUGCUCAAACAUCACUUGAAUCAUGAAUUUAGGAAUACACAGAUGGGGUAUUCAUGUAAUGAUUGGAACUUUGGGUUAAGAAACAAGUCUUGUCAGCAAAGGAGGUUGUUUUCAGAGACAAUUUCGGACCCUUAUUCCAAACCAACAGAACCCAGUUUAUCUUCUUCAAAUUCAAGUGCUUUUUCAACUACAAAUCCUCAAUUUGAGAGCUCAUCACAGCAGCCUAUAGAUGCAGGCUCUUCAAUUAGAAAACCAAUCAGUUUGUGGCCUGGAAUGUACCAUUCACCUGUAACAAAUGCUUUAUGGGAAGCAAGAUCAAGGAUGUUUGAGAAGCCAGGGGAAAAGCCAAUUGAUUCAGUUUCUCAAAGUGAAUUAGAAGCCAAAACUCCAUCAGAGAGCAGGACUACUAUUCUUUAUAAGUUUUCAAGUGAUUUUAUACUCAAAGAGCAGUAUAGGAAUCCUUGGGAUGAGAUUAGAAUGGGGAAGUUGCUUGAGGAUCUUGAUGCUCUUGCUGGAACCAUUUCAUAUAAGCACUGUUGCAGUGAUGAUGGUGCAACAAGGCCUAUAUUAUUGGUCACUGCUUCUGUUGAUAGGAUGGUGAUGAAAAAACCAAUCCGAGUUGACACUGACUUGAAAAUAGCCGGAGCCGUUACCUGGGUUGGGCGGUCAUCCAUGGAGAUUCAACUUGAAGUGACUCAGUCCACUGAAGAUACUGCAGACUCAUCAGAAAACAUUGCUCUUGUGGCGAACUUCACAUUUGUGGCUCGUGAUUCCAAGACAGGAAAAUCAUCUCCGCUUAACCAGAUCUUGCCCGAGACCGAAAAAGAGAAAUUGCUUUGGGAAGAAGCGGAACAAAGGAACAAAAUGAGGAAACAGAAGAAAGCAGAAAAUCGAAUGACUAUUGGAAAUGAGGACAAAGACAGGCUUAAUGCAUUGUUGGCUGAAGGGCGAGUCUUUUCUGACAUGCCAGCAUUGGCAGAUAGAGAUAGCAUUCUUAUAAGGGAUACCUAUCAUGAGAAUUCCUUGAUGUGCCAGCCACAACAGAGGAACAUUCAAGGUCGGAUAUUUGGAGGAUUUUUGAUGCGUAAAGCAUUUGAACUGGCCUUUGCAAAUGCUUAUGCAUUUGCUGGCUCAGCGCCACGCUUUGUAGAAGUUGAUCAUGUUGAUUUUGUUAAGCCUGUGGAUGUCGGAAACUUUCUCCGUCUCAAGUCUUGUGUUUUAUAUACCGAACUCGAGGAUCAGGCCAGACCUCUGAUAAAUGUGGAAGUUGUAGCUCAUGUGACAAGGCCUGAGCUCAGAACCAGCCAGUUAUCAAAUAAAUUCUACUUCACAUUUACCAUCCGUCCCGAGUCAGUGAAAGAUGGAAUGAGCAUCCGGAACGUUGUACCUGCCACAGAAGAGGAAGCGCAGCGGGUGCUGGAACGUAUGGAUGCCGAGAGCUCCCAGUUGACAAAAACAUAACCAAGUUUCUUUCUGGCAAAGUAAGACAAGGAUUAACCAAAGAACCAGGGUUUGUUCUUAAGUUCUACAAGUUCUAUUUUUUUUUCUAUAAAGAAAUAAUAUUAUUCUUUUAUUUUUUUCCUUUUUUGUACAUUAAUUUUUGCCUUUUAUAUAAAUUAU